AUGGCCUUCCCCAACUCUGGUUUGAAGAGAAAGCUACCGCGGCAGCUAUCGAUGUCGGCCUGCUCACCUGUCUGUGUGGCUCUGCUGUCCCUCCUCCUCGCACCGGCAUUUGGACAACUAGACCUCAACCGAUUGGAUGGCGAUAACGUCUGCCCACCAAUGAGAAGUGGACAAGACGAUCUUCCAGGUUUUGAUCUGAUCACCCAGUUCCAGCUGGAUGUGAUCCCUCUGAAAGGUGUGAGGAAGGUGGACGGCUCCACUACCCUUCAGGUGGCCUACCGCCUCGACAGGGAGGCCAACUUCCAAAUUCCAACAAUGCUGAACUUCCCUCGCGGCUUCCCUGACGAGUACUCCGUCAUGGUGACCUUCCGUAUGAUCAAGAACACAGUGAGCAAAGUGUGGAACGUCUGGCAAAUAGUGGACGAAGACGGCUACAAACAAGCCGGACUGAGGCUCAACGGGGACCAGCAGGCUCUGGAGUACUUCCUGAUGGGCGCUGAUGGCAACCUGCAGACCGUCACCUUCCCCGGCCUUUCUGUGCUUUUCAACACCAAAUGGCACAAAGUGAUGAUUGGCGUGGAGCGCGACCAGGUCACUCUGUACGUGGACUGCCAGCCUGUGGAUCAGAGGCCCAUCAAGGGGAAAGGCCCCAUCAACACAGAGGGAGACACACUUAUUGGCAGGCUGGAUGCUGAUCCCGACGCCUCCGUAGUGUUUGAACUCCAGUGGAUGUUGAUUCACUGUGACCCGAAGAGGGCCCAGAGAGAGAGCUGCAACGAGCUGCCUGCCACCGAGAUGUAUGCCAAUGCUGAGCCUGACAAAUCAAUCCAAGGCCCCCCAGGAGUCUCUGGCCCAGAGGGCCCCCGAGGGCCAUCAGGAGAAAACGGCAGGGAUGGAAGAGAUGGUCUUCCAGGUUCAACUGGCAGUCCAGGCAAUCCUGGCAGCAAAGGAGAGCAGGGGGAGAUCGGUCUUCCUGGACAGAGAGGUCUGCCUGGCCUUCAAGGAACAAGUGGUUCUUCUGGUCCAAUGGGUCCCAGAGGCCUUGUAGGGGAGAGAGGUCUUCCUGGCUUCCCUGGACCCCAAGGUCCUCCUGGCCCAGCAAGUGAAGGACCCCCUGGACCAUCAGGGAAACCGGGAAUCCCAGGAGAUGAAGGAAACAUCGGGCCUGAGGGUCAACCUGGACCCAGAGGGCUAGCCGGCACCUCAGGGCUUCCUGGCCCUCCUGGUCCACCAGGGCCAGCGGGACCGCCUGGUGCCAGCAUUGAGGGAAGUGGGGAACCUUGUCCUGCUGCCUGCCCUGCUGGGCGACAGGGAGUGGCUGGUCGACCAGGGAUAAAGGGAUAUGCAGGUUUGCCUGGUGAACCUGGAAAAGAUGGAACGUCCGGAGAAAAGGGAGAAGCUGGACUGCUAGGUGCUCAGGGGCCACCAGGACGCAUGGGAGAUGACGGGCAAAGAGGGCCAAUUGGAUUCCCUGGAACCCUGGGAGAAAAGGGAGACAGAGGUACUCCUGGUUUCAAUGGUGUCCCGGGACCUACCGGCCCACCUGGAGCUCCUGGUGUGGAGGGAAUCCGUGGACGUCAAGGUUUGGAAGGGCCCAAGGGUGACGAGGGCGCUAUGGGACCUCAAGGAGAGCAAGGUCCUUCAGGGGAAAAAGGAGACGCUGGAGUGUCUGGUAAAGAUGGCUUGGAUGGAAUGCCUGGAAUUGAUGGAGCUAAGGGACAGCCUGGUACUGCAGGAGCUGUUGGUGGCAGGGGGAUUGUGGGUAUUCCGGGCCUGCCAGGAAAGCAGGGACUAGUUGGACCCUCUGGUCCAAAGGGCGAUGCUGGUGAUGAGGGACCCAUCGGCCCAGUUGGACCUCUCGGAAAGACUGGUGAGCCUGGAGAAGAUGGAGAAGAUGGGAAACAAGGAGAUAAAGGAGCAACCGGUGCAGCAGGAAAACAAGGGCCAGUGGGACCUGCUGGUCCUCCAGGCAUCAAUGGUGACAAAGGAGAUAAAGGUGAUACUGGUGCCUAUGGACUGAAGGGUCAUCCUGGACACAAAGGGGAUCAGGGGCCUAUAGGACCAAUGGGACCAAAAGGAAGUAUGGGGGACACAGGUAUACAGGGAGAUUCAGGCGUCAAGGGAGACCAGGGCCCGCCUGGUGUUACUGGAAUCAAAGGAGAGCAUGGUGAGAAGGGCCUACGAGGAGCGACAGGAGAUGAGGGGAGAGCAGGCCGGCCGGGGCACGAGGGUUUGUCUGGUCCAAUGGGAUCUCGAGGGAUGGAGGGUGAACCAGGCCUUCCCGGAUCACCAGGCCCCAGAGGUCUACCUGGCCCAAAAGUGAACGAUGAGAAGCUUCGGGAAAUGUGCUCAGCCGUUCUUGAAGAACAAAUGGCAGAGUUUAUGAAAGAGUUUCUAAAGAAGCCGGCAGCCAUUGGUUCCCCUGGUACUCCUGGACCCUCAGGACUUCCUGGUCCCCCUGGACCAGCCGGAGUUUCAGGACCAGCAGGGGCUCCAGGGCUCAACGGUGCCAAAGGCCAUCCAGGCUUUUAUGGACUUCCAGGCGGACCAGGCAAAAAAGGUGACGCUGGGGAAAAGGGAGAAAAGGGAGAAAAGGGAGAGGACGGUUUAGGAAUCAAAGGAAGCCAAGGUGCUCCAGGUGUACCAGGCCCACAAGGUGCUGCUGGCAUUGGCAAAAAUGGCAAAAAUGGACAACGUGGUGAGACAGGAACCCCUGGUGUCCCAGGAGCAGCAGGACCACAGGGACCUUCAGGGCCGCAAGGCCUUUGUGAUCCAUCAACCUGUAUAGGCAGACUUCCGCCUUUCUAUAUGGUCAGUGGAAAGAAGUCUGCCGGCUAUAAAAACUAA
Molecule: messenger RNA, 2847 nt
Organism: Anoplopoma fimbria (sablefish)
Lineage: Eukaryota; Metazoa; Chordata; Actinopteri; Perciformes; Anoplopomatidae
Product: collagen alpha-1(IX) chain-like
Exons: 38
Coding region: 1-2847 (948 amino acids)
Source: RefSeq, a predicted model, not a curated record